Messenger RNA from Gloeophyllum trabeum ATCC 11539, 2229 nucleotides. Its product is annotated as DUF862-domain-containing protein. The transcript is spliced from 8 exons. NCBI's taxonomy places the organism in Eukaryota, Fungi, Basidiomycota, Agaricomycetes, Gloeophyllales, Gloeophyllaceae. The record is from RefSeq and is a predicted model, not a curated record. Gene Ontology annotation, molecular function: peptidase activity. Gene Ontology annotation, biological process: protein modification by small protein removal. Bases 44 to 2038 code for a protein of 664 amino acids.
CUCACACAACCAUUCCAAAACGCCCUUCUAGACCUCGCUAUAGAUGACCAAAGUCGAACUAUACGUGUACGAUCUCAGUAAUGGACUGGCAAAGCAACUUUCGCGCCAGUUGACCGGCAGACAAAUAGACGGGAUCUGGCACACCUCAGUGGUGGUGUAUGGCAAAGAAAUAUUCUAUGGACAGGGAAUAAGUAUAACAGAACCAGGGAAAUCCCAUCACGGGCGACCGUUGCAAGUCGUAGAUAUGGGCGAGACAGCAAUAGAUGAGGCUACGUUUGAGGAGUAUUUGUCAGAGAUGCGUGAGCAUUAUACAGCGGACAAGUAUCACCUACUAGAUUUCAAUUGCAACUCCUUCACAAACGACGUUGUAGGAUUCCUCACUGGAGGGUCGAUACCUUCCUGGAUCAAAGACCUACCUUCCGACUUCCUCUCUACACCUUUUGGCGCUGCACUGCGUCCCACCAUCGACAACAUGUACCGCCGUCCCGUCCCUGGUGCUACUCCGACACCCCCAGCCGGUAUCGCUCAAUCGGCUGCAAAUGCGGCGGCUGCUUCACCCAACCCGCAACUUGCGGCUUCAUUACUGCAAGCGGUUGCCGCACAAGCAGCUGGUGGUCAGCAGCUCCCUACUCCGUCCCCAUCCGGCACUAGCACACCCUCCACACAGACCGUCGCGGCCCCCAUCCAUAUGGUUACUAACCCCGCUUCCUGGCACUCCACGCUGAAGUCUCACAGAGCAGUCACUGCGUUCUUCACCUCCGCUACUUGCGGCCCGUGUAGGAUGAUUGAGCCCAUCUUUGAGGAAAUUGCCAGGAACAAGACGCAGGGUCGGAGCCCGGGACAAGUGGCAUUUGCUAAGAUUGAUCUAGGGACGGGAAUGAGCUCGCAAGUUGCGUCUGAGUAUGGAGUGAGGGUGACCCCGACAUUCAUCUUCUUUCUCGAUGGGAAGAAGAUACAUGAGAUGAAGGGCGCUGAUGGUCCCGAACUCCGCACUCAAGUAGACCUGCUCCUCUAUCAAGCCUUUCCUCCGCACCCCCACCAGUCACUCUCAUUACCGGCAGUAGAGUCUCUUUCCCUCAAUCCAAUUCUAUUUCAGCAGGUCCCUGCCUUCGACAACGUGCUGAAUAAGCUGAACGGUUUCAUCGAAGCCAGCCAGACGUGGCCUUCCGCUCCAAGCAAGGACCACGUCCAGGCCGCCUUUACGAAAGUUAUCCUGCCUUACCUGAAAGCACGCUUCCCCUCCACUCCAGAAGCUCAGAAGAAGGCAACACCCGCUGUUCCUGCAACUACAAUCUUGUUGAAUAAGUGGGCCGAGAUAACCGGCGUCCUGGCCGAGGCACUCCUCCCGGCGGAGCUGUUCCCUGUCGCAGACCUGUGGAGACUGGCCCUGUUGGAUGAAGUGGUCGGCGGAUGGGCAGCAGCUGCUAACAACGUUCCCGCGGGAUCUUGUGAUCCCGUUGUGACGCUCCUCUCCAAGGCUGCGUUAACAGCCGACGAUCCCAAGGCUCGAAAUUACCUUCUGGUUGUGUUGCGUAUGCUCUCGAAUGCCUUUGCCACUCCUUCACUUGCCCGGCGGCUGCUUACUCAGGACAGCACAUUGCGGGAGCAGCUGACGUCUUUUCUCGUGCGGACGUUGCUGCACGAUGAAGUUGCCGUGCGGACGGCCGCUGCCAGUCUUGCGUUUAACGUGGCUGCGUACUUGCAGAAACUGAGGGUUGAGAGAGUGCGGAGUGGGGGGAGCAUCGACGCGGACGGCGGUGAUGGGGACUGGGAGGUGGAAAUGGUAAGCGCAGUCGUGGAGGCGAUCGGCCGAGAGACGCAGAGCGAGGAAGUUUUGCACCGUCUGACGGCAUGUCUUGCUUUCCUCCUGCGACUCUCGCCUCUGUAUGAGGAGCACCUAGGGCCGUUACUGGAGGUCGUGCAAGCGUCGUCGACGCUGAAGGGCAAGCUAGAGAAGGGCGGAUGCGGUGAGAAUGGGGUCACGAAGAAGGACAUCAGGCAAUUGAUCACUGAAGUUGCUGAGAAGCUCUGCCCAUGAUCUCGUCUGUGCGGAUAGAGGGGCGCCAGCAUUCAGUGCUGCACAGUUCCGCCUUGGCCCUCUUCGCCCACGUCUCGUGUCAUCAGGGUUUUCACUAGCGGUAUAUCUAUCGGUGUAGGAUGCUCUCGCCUCCACAACCUUUUUGUAGUGUAAUAUAUUCGCAUUAACUUAUCCACUGGAUGCCGAGGGAA